AUGGGAAAUACUUUGAUUGAUAAUAGAGGAAGACUUGAUUUAAUGAAAUCUUUUGAGACUCACAACACUGAAUAGGACAUUGGAGUUAGAUAAAGAAGAUUAUCCGACAAUAAACUUUUUAAGUCCAUACAUUACAAAAUGCAUCAUCAGAAUUUAGUUGUUAAAGUAUACUUAAUUUUAAAACAAUUAACAAAUAAUGAACUUUAUAUCCAUUUCUAAAACUUUCAAUAUUUAAUGGAAUAAUUUGAUCCAUUUCCAAAUCUAAUGGCAUUUCGUGGAUUAAUAAAUUUUGGUAAAAUAGAGAAGCCAUCUCCAUAAGAAAUGUAGAAUGAAUGUAAUAAAGAUUAUUUAGCUGUUUCACGUUAAAUGUUAUAUAUGACACUUGAAGAAAGACUUUAGUCCAAUUAUAAACUUCCAAAAUGCUUUCUGAAUUUUUACACUUUAUAAUUAUUAAGUGCUGUAAAAACAUUACAUAAUCUAAAUUGUUAUCAUGGUCAUAUACGUUCAUCAAAUAUUCUACUUACUAGUUUAGAUUAUUUAGUUUUGACUGACUUUGCAUCAUAUAAACCAUACUAUACUAAUGAAUUUGAAGUCAUAAGAAAUGUUUAUGAAUCAUCUAUUCAAAAAUGUACAUUAGCUCCUGAGAAAUAUGCUGAUAAUCAAGAAAUACAAUCUAUUGUCAAUCUUACUAAAGAAUCAAUCUAAAAUUUAUAAAAAAUGGACAUGUUUUCAAUAGGAUGUGUCAUUUAUGAAAUUUAUACAGGUGAAUGUUUAUUUACAUUUUAAUAACUAUUAUAAUAUCGUAAAAGAGAAUUUGAUCCACUUAUCAAAGUUGAAGGGAUCAUAAGAAAUUUAAUAUCUAAUCUAAUUGAUUUAAAUGCAAAUAAACGUUAUACUGCAUAAGAAGCAUUUAAUAUAUUUUAUAAUUCAAUUCGUGAAGAUGAUACUUAUGAANAAUUAAUAAAGAAAGAUCCUCAUUCUAUUAAGAAUUAUAAAUUAUUUUGUAUUUAUUAAAAUAAAUAUAUAGAUAAAAUGACUUUAGAUGAACAUACUUUAUAUGAUGAAGCAAGAGAUUGGAUUGAUUUUUAUAUCGAGACUCAUCCAGAUAAGAAGGAGAAUCAUAGAAUUCUUUUGAAUAUGAUAACAAAAUGA
Paramecium sonneborni is the source of this 1152-nucleotide messenger RNA. The record is from the annotation of a GenBank genome assembly. NCBI's taxonomy places the organism in Eukaryota, Ciliophora, Oligohymenophorea, Peniculida, Parameciidae.